AUGCCUUCACUGUCUUUCAAAAAAGGUGAAAUCAUUCUCCAAGAGGCCCCGUACGCCGCAGCUGUCAAUGACGUGUCUCUGCAAACCAUUUGUGCCUACUGUUUUGAAGAAGCCACUGUGGAGCCCUGUUCAAAAUGUAAAACAGUCGGCUACUGCUCCAGAGAGUGCAAGCGGAAAGACCACGACGACCACGCCAUGGAGUGUUACGCGAUGACCCACGAGAGUGCUAGGAAUCUCGACACCGAAUGUCGUCUGGUGAUCCGAGCCAUCGCGAAACACCACCGAGAGUUGGCGAAAAAUUCAGUCAGCGUCGGAAACUGGUUCGGGAUCAAACGUAGCAUCAUACAUCUGCUAUCGCACCUUGAUCACUUGGUACAAAAUCCGAGAAAGUACGCUGAAACAGCAGCAAAAGCUAGACGAAUUCUCGCCGUGAUUCAAGACAAGGUCCCAUGCACGUACGAGGAGGUCCUCGCCAUGAUCAUGCGGAUGAGGAUCAACACCUUCGGGGCGUCGACGUCCACUGGUCUUCCUAGCGUUGUGGCAGUUCAUCUUGCCGCGUCGAAGUUCGAUCACUCGUGCGAGCCGCAGAUUCCCGUCACGCACUUAUUCAACAAGCGCAAAAUUUGUUUCCGGGCUGUCGAAGAUUUCACCUGUGAGCGCGAAGACCUCAAAAUAAGUUAUUUGCCACCACUGAUGAGCUACCCUGCUCGUCAAGAGCGUCUGCUGAGCCACUAUUACUUCGAGUGCGGCUGCCAGAAGUGCUGGGACGACUACAAUGCGGGAGCGAAAGAGGACUGUCCUCCUGAAAUCAUCGAAGAACUCGAGACCCUCCUGGCCUGCGGGGAUCAAGACCAGAUCUACGAAGAGGGAACGAAGAUUCUCGAGAGAAUGACCGGACUGCCCGAGGAUAACUACUGGGUCUAUCAGCUCCGCUGCGCCCUCCAAGCGGCUGCUUUCGUUCGCGGUGAAUUCUAUGAGAGCCUUCAGCACGGAUACCACGCCUUCAUCGUCACUCCCGCUGCGUCGUACCAAGCCACAAUUCUGUACAGUAUGUACCUCGCGCUCCAUGAGCUCGGCUGGAACCAGAAAUCGCACGAGCAUCACGAUUACUUCGUAGAGUGCGUCAAAAAAGGCGAGCGUUUGUUCGAUGUUUGUUUCGGGAAAAGACACACCAUUGCGUCCGAGCUUCGUCGUGCCGUUAGAAGUAUGAGACUUGGCGCUUGA
Messenger RNA from Galendromus occidentalis (western predatory mite), 1224 nucleotides. Its product is annotated as histone-lysine N-methyltransferase ASHR1-like. The coding region runs from base 1 to 1224 and encodes 407 amino acids. The record is from RefSeq and is a predicted model, not a curated record. Gene Ontology annotation, cellular component: nucleus. The transcript is spliced from 2 exons. Lineage: Eukaryota; Metazoa; Arthropoda; Arachnida; Mesostigmata; Phytoseiidae.